Molecule: messenger RNA, 2010 nt
Organism: Diaporthe amygdali
Lineage: Eukaryota; Fungi; Ascomycota; Sordariomycetes; Diaporthales; Diaporthaceae
Product: dhesin protein mad1
Exons: 3
Coding region: 1-2010 (669 amino acids)
Source: RefSeq, a predicted model, not a curated record
AUGAAGUCUGUUUCUAUUCUUGCCCUCGCGGCAACCGUAUCAGCCACCGGCUGGAACGACUUUGGUGGCUUCAGCUGCCCCGACAACACUGACAACAAGUGCAACACCCAACAGGAGCAGGGCUGGGACUGGAGUGACCUUCAAACUGGCUCUUUCUCAUCCUACGGAGGCUUCAGCUUCGGCGGUUUCAGCUGCGAGGAGGGCUACGGAAAGCGUGAGCCCGGCAGCCGUUUUGCCCCUCGCACUUCCAAGACCCUCACCGGUAGCUGUGGUCACUCAAAGGAGAGCUCGCCCUCGUUCGGCUGCGGCUCAGACACCGAGAUCGAGUCCUUCUCUGUCAGCACCAUCGACGUCAUCACCGAGUUCGAUGCGGACUUGGAGUUCCACUUCUCUAUGGGCGACGGCUCGACCUGCAAGCAGCGAAGCUCCUGCUCUUCCCAGGGCUCAACGGUCAAGAACUCCCAGUGCGGUGGUGCAAAGAACGUGACCAUCGUCUACCCCACCGGCCAGUCUGGCAACAACAUCCCCUCGGCCUCCUCGACCUGUGGUAUCUCCAUCCCCACAGUCUCCUUCGACUGCUCGUCCGCUUCCAGCACCACCACCAAGUACACCCAGACCCACUCCACGCAGAUCAAGACUACUUCCGCGCAGACUGUUCCAGGCCAGGCCACUCCUACUGGACCUAGCGGUGGCAAGCCUUCUUCUCCUUCCGAGACUGGAGUUAAGCCAACUGGCUCUGCUGGCCCCUCUGGACCUGGCUCCAAGACUACCAUUGUUGCUUCCCAGACUCCUCCCGCUCCUUCGUCUGCCGAGUCUACUACUGUUGAGUCCAUCACCUCUGCUGAGUCCACAUCCACAUCCGUUGAGGCUACUGCCUCCUCGACUGUCGAGUCCUCCGUCGAGGUCCCUAGCUCUGCCUCGACUGUCGAGUCAACCACCUACGAGAUCACCAGCACCGCCAUUACCAGCUUCCAGACUACCUCCACCGUCUACAGCACUUCCAUCCAGACCAUCACCAGCUGCGGACCCGAGGUUGUCAGCUGCCCUGCUGGUUUCACUGAGGGCCAGACUGCCACUACCACUGUCGUUGUUGCUAUCAGCACCACCAUCUGCCCUGUGACUGCUACUCAGACUUCCGUCUUCACCACCAGCCACGCUGUGACCCAGACCCAGGUCGUCCCUCCUGCCGAGACCACUUCCGCUGGCGAGGUUCCUCCCGCUGGUGAGACCUCCUCGGUUGAGAGCGCCUCUGCUACUGAGUCUUCUACUUCCGAGCUGUCUCCCAUUGCCAGCACCACCUCUGAGAGCCCUGCUGCUGCCACUGAGACUCUGCCCUGCCCGAGCAUUGUCCCUGCUUGCAUCAGCACCUGGAACUUCAUUGUCGGCUGUGUUGACAACGCCGAUGCUGCUUGCUACUGCCCCGACGCCACCUUUGUUUCGAACGUCUACCAGUGCCUGUACGCUUACGGUGACUCUGAUGAGACUGUCGCUGAGGCCAUCCAGUACUUCCAGGGUAUCUGCGGUUCUUACGCCGGAAACAACCCUGCUGUGGCCACUGGUGCUUCGUUGACCACUUACCUGACUGCCACCGCCACUCCUCCCGCGUCUGCUACCACUAUCAUUGUCCAAGCCACCACCGUUGUCCCCUGCACCAACUCUGCCGGCGAGGUUCUGCCAUCGUCUUCCUCAACCCUCACUGUGUCGACUGUCCUCACCGUGCCCCAGGUUGCUCUGACCACCUACACUGCCAUCUCGACCACCGAGGUUGGCGUCGUGCCUGUCACAAGCUACCCUGCUUCGGCCGUUGAGACUGCAGGAGCUGUGUCCCCAUCUGGCGCCGCUCCCCUCUACCCCACCGGCAGCUCAGCUGGUGUGUCGGGUGUUGCCCAAGGCACAACGGCCCUUGUGCCCUCCGCUUCCCAGACUACCGUCGUCACUGCCGGAGCUGGAAAGACCGGAGCUGGCCUCGGCGCUGCUGUCCUGGCCGUCGUUGCCGUCCUCGCUCUGUAA